Messenger RNA from Bipolaris sorokiniana ND90Pr, 905 nucleotides. RefSeq lists its product as uncharacterized. The transcript has a single exon. Bases 197 to 748 code for a protein of 183 amino acids. NCBI's taxonomy places the organism in Eukaryota, Fungi, Ascomycota, Dothideomycetes, Pleosporales, Pleosporaceae. The record is from RefSeq and is a predicted model, not a curated record.
CCAGGCAGAGUAAUGACUCCAUUGCUGGGUGAGUCUUCGUAGUCAAGGGAAAGUUUUGGUGGGGCAACUGCCAUUCCGUCACUAGGCAAGCUCGGGCCUUUCCUCACCUCCGAGCUCGCCGCAAACAGUGGCUGUCUUUGGCCAUCAUUCUGACCAACACAGUACCUCCACCUCACACACCAUCAGAUUUCAGACCAUGGCCGACAAUGUAGGUCUCACCACCCCAAGAGGUAGCGGCACCUCGGGUUACGUGCAGAAAAACCGGUCGCUCCUCAGACCACGCGACAAGAUUCAGCCCUAUCCAAAAGACUGGGACCAAGCCAAGCACCGCCCAAGACAGCCAGACGCAGAGAUCCUCGAGCACGAAGCGAAGCGCGAAAUCGAAGUCAAGGUUCUUGAGCUGCGAGACAAGCUCGAAGAUGAUGGUGUUGACGAAGAUGAAAUCGAUGACCAGUGCGAAGCGUUGCGUCGCAAACUAGACCAGGAACGCAAGGAUGGCAAAGACUUGGGGCCGAAUGCAAAGCGACUCAAAUCACAUCAGGUCCACGACCUGGCAAAGGCGAAGAUGGAAGAGAGCGAGAGGCUGCGCAAGGCGCUGGGCAUCAGCGAAGACUACGAGGAGGGCAGCCACUGGAGGAAGCAGGAGGAAAGAAUGCGCGAGAGCCUUGCCAAGAGAGAAGCUGAAGAUGAGGAGAAACUUGAAAAGGCCAAAGAGGCCAGGCGAUACAAGGAAGACGAUUCGGAAUAGUGCCCUGCUUUGCACUCACUCUGCGCUCAUGAGCGCGCUGAUACCCUACGAUGGCCACGACGCGCUACCUAUCCGCAUCCAUAUACUACUACAUACUUUAAUACGAAGCCCAGCCGGAUCCUUAAGGAUGCAGUAUCCAUCUUUUAUGUAAAGGCUC